UUCAUGGCUGUCUCUCUUAUCUCCAGCAGAGGGGGCCUCUUUAUACAUCCGUGGGGCCAUUUCAAAGCAAAAACAAGGCGCUGUGUGUGUCCAUUUAUGAUGAGGUACCAUAUCCCAACACGUGGAUGCGGCGUUCACGUGCUGUUUGUGUGCCUGUUAUAUCGAUAUCCUAUUUGUGGAUAAUAAUAAUAAAAACAUUAUGUUGGAGGAAACAACGGCACAUAAAUAAAUCGGGCUGGUCGAUGUUCGCCAACGUGGCAUCGCACUUUGAGAUGUGACAGGUGGUAGUUUGUGUUCUUACCAAAUUAUUGAUUGUGGUGUGCAUCAAAUGUUUCACUUCAAGGCGUCCUGUCCUCAAAAGUCAUACAUCACGUGUUACUUGUUACAUCUGACUUUUACAGAACAAAUCAUAAUAUAAACGUAAUUCCCAAAUCUCCCACACCACCUGAAGCCCCCACUCCGUGCGCUCGCAGUGAUUGACGCGGUGGGGUUGCUUUGUGCCUGGAUGCCAGCGGCUCACUGCCGCACACUGCUCCGAGAGGAACAGAAAGCCAGCUCCACUUUAACAGACCAGCGAACAGACCAAUGCUCGAUUGUACAAAAAAAGUGCCCAACUCUCACGCAACGGCAAAGCAUAUGUUGGCUCUGAGCUAGCCAAUGCUAGCUAAUCGAUCAGCAUCCAGUGAAUGGCCACGGAUAGACCAGCUCCCCCACUCAGGCAAGCGCUUUGUGUUUACUCGUAGCAUCACUCGACGCGUCCGGUAGCCGCUGUUGAGGACUCUUCGCUCGAGAGAACGUCUCGCGAGCUGACAUUGUCGGUCACGGUUCGGUUCGUGUGGCCUGUGACACGGUAAACACCCGGAGGUAGCAGUGUGGCCUACGGAGAGAUGACGCCGACGGUCACCUCGCUGGACGCCGUCUGUUGGCUCACGUGUGUGUGUGUGUUGGAGAUGGCAUGUUACGGGAUGCGUUUGUGUGCCGCGUUCACGGUCCCGUGAGUGAACGCGCGAGCGCUGGCUAUCACCAUUAUAAGCCGUUUACUCGGCGCUCCCGUCACAUGAGUCGUGUUUGCAGGGCAGACACGAGCGACCACCGGGCAUGCAGACACACUGGUGGAGGUUGAGUGACGUGUAACGUUCAUUUACCUGGAGCGCUGCAAACUGCACCGCCAUAUUAGUGUCGGUAAGAACCCCCGGGGUUCAGCAAGCUACAGGAGACGACGUCUAUGUGGGUAUGGUGGUGGAGGACGUGUUUACAUAUUUCACUCAGGACGCUGUCAUGCACAUUGCAGAUAUGGCUUUUAAUAUUUAUUAUAAUCAGCUAAGUGUUGAAACUGUGAAAGGAUGCAUUAUAUAGAAUAGCCCGUUUCUUUCCUUAUUUAACUUGAAUUUGUUAUUAUUUCUGAUGCCAUAACUUGUAAGUAGCAUGCUGGUGGUGAUGGAGCUCAUUUGAUAUAGUUGAUAAACGUAUGGGUGGAUUAUUCUGUCUUGAUACGUCAUCAUUUAUUUAUUUUAAAUUGUACAAUAUCUACUAUAUCAUUAUAGUUAUUGCCUAAAUGUUCUUCGUUACUUUCCUCCACCAGGUUACGUAAGAAAGGAAUGCCUUUCCUAACUCCACAGUAUCUCUGAACAGAUUGUUCAUUUCAUAAUAACAAUUGUUGUUUUUUGUGGGAAACUGAAGUCUGAGAGAUAAUGCAUGUUAAUCCAGCAUAACUCUGCACCACUAAAUUGUAAACUCUCCCAGUGAAUGCGAACAGCAGGCUUCUCUCCGGUCCAGUUUUGCAUCAUGAGCUGUAGACUCCUGUGAUUGAAUCACUGAGUCGUCAGUCACAUGACGUCGAUGGGCUGUAUUAGCUUUGAAAGCUCGUAAUGAAGUCAUCCACUCCUAAAUUAUAGCGCCAAGUCUUCUGUGUACUCUAGGAAGCAAUGGUCAUGGGUGAGCUAGUCUGGUAAAGGUAUUGUGUCGUGGUUUCUGUAGGAAUACACAUCACUGUUGUUAUGAGUUACAGCCUCUUUUGUCACUGUUUAAUUCACAGAUGCUUAACAUGGGGAGUAAAAUGUCCUUCAGCAGAGGAAGCAGUGACCAAAAUACAGUGUCUGAGUUAACUUCUGUGGCAUCCCAUCCUCGCAAUUCCAUUCAUGCGCCUUUGGACUGCAAGCAGGUUUCCUUUUCUUCUCUCACACAGAUACCUGAAGACCAGGGAGGUCGUCAGGAAGGCCUGGACUCCAACUGUGGAGAGGAAUGAAAGCAGCGGAAGAAACUCCACCUGCACCCGAGUCCCACUCAGUGGAGUCUGAUGGCCGAGUUAACUCUGACACAGUAGGCGAACCAAAUUGUCGCCACGGUGAGCACACGUCUUCACAGGCAGGGAUGGAAGCAAAGUCCCAGACGCCUGCGAUUGUGUGCAGCUCGACUACAGACAGCCGUGGACAGCCUGUGGAGGUCCGCAGGAAACCUGGCCGCCCGCGUAAACGCAACCCGCUGUUGCCUGAAGGCAUAACGGGUCCAGAUGUGGCUGGUUAUGAUGCCGUUCAACAUAAGGAGAUCAGCACCACAAUUCCUUUGCCAAGAGUCGCUCCCUUAAUCAAUAAUUCCCCCCACGAUGAUCCGUCUGGUCUUCAUAUUGUUUCUGAUGGCAACGAACAAGACGGUGUCCCUGUGCUGCCAAAAAGAAAAAGAGGGAGACCAAAAAAAUCUGAAAUGGCACCUUUUAAAACUGUGGUUGUUGAGGCUCCUGCUGCUGCUGCCGCUGCUUCUGUUAAUAAUGUUGGCUGUCCUGCACGGCGACUGAGGAGUGGAGCUGCUGAGCAACACCCUUCGCCACAGGAAGGAGAGCCUGAAUCGGACGGCAACGCAGACCCCGAGCCAACUGAGGGGACGCCUGCAGAAAGUAGGAAUACGUUGAUAUUACAACGUAUUAAAAGAAGAAGAAGACGAUUUAAAGGGGCCGAUCAGCAAUUUCCAGCAAAGGUGUGCAGGCUGGGUGUUUCCCAGGAGGCCUCAUCACUGUUGAUCAACGACACAGGCCGUGGAGAGGGAACGGAGCGCGAUAAGCAGGUGGGACUAAACGCUGACAAACAAGAGACGGAUGGAAAGAGCGCUCAACUCCACCAGCAAGAAGGGCGAGAGCAGCACACCGACCGAAAGGAAGGGGCAUUACCGCAAAGAACACUGAGUUCCCAGCCAGCUGAGCCUGAAGUUAUUUCUUCAGAGGGUUCAAAUAGUCUAAACUUGGGAAGCCCUACUCAGAGUGAUGACCCAAUGAACAUAAAGCCGUCAUCCGGCGGCGAUGAGUCGCAACCAAAACGCAGUCUUGGAUCCCCGGAAAACCUGCAGAAUACCGAGUCCUGCAGCACAGAUGGUGUAACGUCCUCGGAACAACCGGCUAAAGCUGUUGGAGUCCCACCUGCGGUGAAAGCUGAGAAUAUCCAGAUCGAGCUGGAUCAUUUAAAUCCUCCGUCCCAAUCAAAUAGUCCGACAUCAUUACAAUGCAAUGCCAACAGCACUGUGAAGGCUCAGGGGCCAGAACCGACUUUCAGGCGCAAGAAAGGCGGCCAGAGGAGGAGGAGAAUAAGGAGUGUGUUGCUCCAGAGAGAGCAGCUUGGAGAGGGUCCGAAAAGCAGCGAUGGCACUCAACAAAAUACAGACUUUGGUGACGACGAUAAGGAAGCCCACUCUAAUGUCAGCUACAUAAAGAAGGGGGCGAAAACUCUGUUAAAAUGCAAUUUCUGCGGCCAUGUAUUUAAAUUUCACUCUCAGUUCGUUAUCCAUCAACGCAUUCAUACCGGAGAACGACCUUUCAAAUGCCCCGAAUGCGGCAAAGGUUUUAGCAAAAAUUCAAACUUAAAUCUUCAUCUCAAGACGCACAAAAAGAGCAACAUAUAUCAAAAGUGUCCAUUUUGCAAGAUCAAAUUCUCCUGCUCGGAGUAUUCCUCUCACAUGACGACGCACGCGCAAAUGCUGGACCCGGACUCUGUGGAGAACCGGUCGGACAAACGCAGCCGAGGGAAAGAGCCCGGAACCCGCGAGGGGCUCCAGAGACCCGCUUCCCCAGAAAAGGGAGAAAAUAAAUUGUGCCAGUACUGCGGAAAAUCCUUCCCGUUUCAGUCCGCCCUCAUACGACAUGUGCGCGUCCACACGGGCGAGAAGCCGUACAAAUGCGAUAUAUGCGGCAAAGCCUUCGGUCAGGCCUACUUCCUCCGCGUGCACGAGCUGACGCACUGGUCCGUGAAGCGCUACAACUGCACGCGCUGCGAGAAGGCCUUCACGCAUUACAGCAACGCCAAGAAUCACAGCUGCCGCCCGAAGAGAAGCGGCGCCGGUUCGCAGGGCAGCCGGCGCGCGAAGCCCGGCCUGACGUACACGUGCCACAUCUGCAAGACUGUCUUCGACCGCCUGCAGGAGUUCAACAGCCACAUGAGGGCCCACACCGGGGCCAAGCUCUACCGCUGCUUGCACUGCGACAAGCUGUUCGGCGUGCUGUCCGAGUUCAGCGCCCACCGCAGUCGGUGCCGAGGAGAUCGGAGCGCUCGCAGCGCCGCGGCCGAGGAGGAGGCGACCAUGUCGUUGGUCCAGUACUCGGUGCCCGGGCUUCGGUGUUCGCCGUCGGGCCACAGCGCGGCCUCCUUUCUCGCCGAUUGUGACGCGCAGACGACGACGUCGCAGAGCGGUCCCAAGAAACACUUUGCGAACUCAAAGAAGCCGUUCCAGUCGGCGGGCGCGCCGCCUCACCGCCUGGUGGCAAAGUUAAACAAACUGGACAACCGCUCGGACCCCAACCGAUACUUGUGUCCGAGCUGCGGGCGGCUGUUCAGACACAUGGGCCGGCUGCGAGCGCACAUGCUGACGCACGCCUCUGGGCGGAGCUACGCGUGCUCCUGUUGCGGCAAGACUCUGGAGAACUGGAAGAAGCUGUGGCAUCACCAGAGGAUCCACCGGCAGCGCCGCGGACGCUUCACCUGUCCCCAGUGCGGCCGAGGCUUUCGGUUUGUGCACUCGUAUAAAAAGCACAUGAGCGAGCACCCGGAGUUCCAGUGGAUCCACGACCGGCCCGGGAAAGUGUUUCUGCCGUAUCGGUGCGACCGGUGCAGGUGCAGCUUCCACACUCUGGAUUUGCUGUUCAGUCACCAGCGUUGCCAUUCCUCGAAACCCAAGGACUCCGAUUUUGAUUUCUCCGUCGAGGAUCAUACGCAGUCCAACAAGAACAUGUUUUCCCCUCCCGCAAAGAACCACGUGGCUGCAUCACAUCCAGAUCCUGAGGAGGACGACAACUGUGCUCCGGGCCUCUUUUCCAAAUGUCCAGACCAAGCGGCGCACGACUCUCCUCUCGCUCCCGUGACUCCCUUCGUAAGUAAGGGUCCUGAUUUGGGUCAAACUCCCAGCAGCACACAUUCGAUCCAAGACGCAGAGAACGGUCGUGAAGGAAUGGACGUGGCUGUACUUGGGAAACUGAGUAAUCCUUUGAGAACUGUGAAAAGACACGUCGGCCAAAUUGCCAGCGUAUCGAAUGUGGCGUCUGCGGACGGUGUGAAGUGUGCCGUGUGUGGCGACGCUUUUCUGGUCAUUUCAGAGCUUUAUCGCCAUUAUUUGCAGCACGCUAGAGGCCAGUUGUAAUGACCUGGAUGAGGACACGCCCCCCUGCUGUGCUCAUCGUGUUUAACACAGAGGAUCCCGUAGUCCUAAAAAAAACAAGAGCAUUGUCAGUUGACCCUUUGGUUAGGGGACGGGGAAUUAAAUGCAUCAAAAAUAUGUGUAAGAUUGGUUUUCAAUUCUGUAUUCAACCCGUCAGGCCUGAGAGGUUUCAGAUUCUGAGAUCUACAUAAUAGGAACACGUUCUAUUUGUAUGUCGUUCACCAAUCAACUUUUGGUGCAAGACACUAAUUUGUCGUUAGUUUCUGUGAUUACAUUUGUGUUCAUAAAAAAGAAAACAAGAUGCAGAAUGUGUCAAAAAGAUGCUCCUCCAAAUAUUGUGUACAUUUAGUGCAUUAUUGACAGGUAGAAUCAGCCCGGGGGUAAUCUCAUCAGCUACAACCGAAUCAGCAUUUGAAAACAGAAACUGGAGCUGUUGUAAAUGGCUUAUUAUGGAAAAUAAGCUUUAUUAUGAAAACAUGAACAUUUUUAACCCCUCUUUUUUUUGUUUUACUGGGAAAAGCACCCUGCACUGAUCAGAGGGGCAUUAAUUUAUGAACCCUUAUUGCUGUGAACGUUUUGUUUUGCAGACCUGACAAAUGACUCGUUUCCUCGUCGUAACGCGUGUAGCUGGACAGUUUUACAGAUUUCCAACAGCUGUUGAUGCAUUCGCUUCAUGUACAAUGUGACUCUAAUCUCCAAUGUGUGCAUCUCACAUCACGCAGGCCUCGUCUUCUGUUAUUCAUGAUGUUUCAGAGGAGUUGAUGUGUACUGAUUUCAAAUUUGUUUGGUUCUGGUCUCCAAAAAGGACAUGUAGCAUCAUUUUGAAUUUACAUUGAAGUAAACAUUGGCUUUACUAAUGCUCGUGUUCGUCAAAGACUUUUCUCUGUUGUGGACUUGUAAUAUAAUGGCUGGAAUGAAGGUAUGCUACAUUUUCUAGAAAAUACACUCAUGAAUACACAUUCCACACAUGAAAUACAAAGUGCAGCGUUGGACACCCCCCGACCUUUUCACGCUUCAACAUCAGCCUUCAUUUUGGUCACUUUGUCUUAACACCAAUAAAGGCCAUAUUUGUAUUAAUAUGUGAUGACUGCCAUUUUUGGGUGGGAAUGUGUGCUCAUUAAUCUACAUUCAUGGUCACCAUUAGAUCCUAAACUCAUAAAUAUGUGGUGAAGCAGAAGGUUAAAUGAAUCAACAGCCGGUCACACAUAUCACCUGCAGUCUGACGCAUCUGAGGUUUGUUUACGUCAGUAUAUGAAAGAGCUGUGAAAUCAUGUUGUAAAAGUCCACAGUACAAUGUCUUUAAUGUUUUAUACUAUCUGGACAUUGAGUCUGAAAUAAAAGUUUGAUUGAUUGAAUAGGUUUUGUUCUGCCAAGAAAUUAAAAAGAUGAUAUAUUGUA
This is a messenger RNA of Pseudoliparis swirei, 7029 nucleotides long. RefSeq names its product zinc finger protein 184. The record is from RefSeq and is a predicted model, not a curated record. NCBI's taxonomy places the organism in Eukaryota, Metazoa, Chordata, Actinopteri, Perciformes, Liparidae. The transcript is spliced from 2 exons. Bases 2242 to 5613 code for a protein of 1123 amino acids.